Lactuca virosa is the source of this 258-nucleotide messenger RNA. NCBI's taxonomy places the organism in Eukaryota, Viridiplantae, Streptophyta, Magnoliopsida, Asterales, Asteraceae. The record is from the annotation of a GenBank genome assembly.
AUGGUUAGCCAAUCAAUAGGAGACACAAAUGGCGGAUUACUCCCACCAAUCAGAAUAUUCAAGCGUAAAAAUUUGGUGCUGCGGUCGUUAAACGAACAGAUCAUGAAGAGAUUCGCCAUCGCUAUUUGUCGCUAUGCAGUAUCGAGCAUUGAUGAAAAAGUAGAAACUGAAGGUAGCAGUCUGCACGUUACAUGCUUCAACCUUGACGAUCUGUAUCUGAAUCUCCUUCGUCAAUUUACUCUGUGUGUUUCUUCUUAA